AGACAAACAAUUUGAUCGAGUGCUGCAUGUCUGGAAUGUAUAAAACACACAGCAAAGUCUGUAUAAUUAUGUAGAGUAACUAUAUAUCGAGUCAAUGCAUGGUAGAGUUUCAAUAGUGAAUUAAGAUGGAGCUAAACACUGCCUACGAUGUUGUGCACGCUAACAAAAGAAGAGAAACACAAGCCACUGCAUUGCAGGAAAACACUGCUUACAAUAUCAACCAGAGAAGUCUCACCCAAACAGAUAAUGAGUACAGUACCGUUGAGAACACUGGAUACAUAGAGCAUAAUACUACUGAAGAUACUAAAUCUACGGACAGUGUUUUGGAAAACAAAAGCAGCACAAAGAGAAUAAAGCAAGAAUUGGAGAAAAAUGAAUAUGGCAAAAAACAGUUUGCAAUUCUUGUCAUCGUAGCUUUUGUUUUGUCUCUGUUGGUAGCUGUGUCAGCACUGGUGUACACCAAUAUAGAGUUGAAGAACCAGAUGAUCAGUACCAAUAAGCAAUUACAGUCCAUGAACGAGCAACUGAACAACCAAUCCAGUCAAUUCAGCAAUUCAAUCCUAGCUCUUUCAAGCAACAUUUCCGAGCAAAACAAAUAUACUUUGAGAAAUCUCAACGACAUACAGUCUAUUCUUGAAGAACUGGAGCCACUUUAUCUUGGAACAAUCAACAACCCAGCAAGCUCUUGUAGUGACAUCCCUCAAGACCGACCAUCUGGUGAAUAUUGGAUUGCCACCGACAGUACUAGCUCUCCUGUUCGGGUCUACUGUGACAUGAAUCGAACAAGCUGUAGCUGCAACACUGCAGGAGGAUGGAUGAGGGUAGCCAACCUUGACAUGACCAAUCCAAACCAAAAUUGCCCAGCUGGAUUGAGACUGGUAAUCAGGGAAGAACUACCACUGCGUACUUGUGGCCGAAUGGAAGGAAGCUACUGUAACAUUUCUAUUACCUAUUCAACGUAUGGGGUGAAGUAUUCAAAAGUUUGUGGUCGAAUAAUUGCAUAUCAAAAUGGUUCUCCAGAUGCUUUCGCUCAAUAUUUCAAUAACAGAAAUUUAUCUAUUGAUGAUGGUUACGUUGACGGUGUGAGCCUAACCCAUGGACGGUUGCCUCGUCAGCACAUCUGGACAUUUGCUGGUGCACUUCACGAAGAUAGCUCUAUGGAUUUAGCGGUAUGUCCCUGCACAAUAAGUGACCGUCCCGAAAUUGGAGUUGUACCUCCAUUCAUCCGUCAAGACUACUUCUGUGAAACUGGAAGCCGUCAGCUCUUUAAUGAUACCUUCUAUUUUGAAGAUCCACUCUGGGAUGGUCAGGGAUGCGGGGGUAACAGUACUUGCUGUGAGUUCAACAAUCCACCGUGGUUCUGCAAGCAACUUUCUCAACCAACUACAGACGAUAUUGAGUUGAGGCUUUGUUUCAAUCAAGACAUAGAUGAUGAAGACAUACCGAUUGAGAUUGCUGAAAUAUACAUCCGCUGAACAGGUUUUUGUUUUUACACACUGUAGCUAGCUUUAGAACCAAGAGUAGAAACUGAAUAAUAUAGCAGCUAUUUAAUAAAUGCUAUGAACAUGAUAGCUGUAGCAAUUAUCUACAAAGUAAGGACACUAAUCGUGUAAGCAUGUUCUUAAUUAAGAAAGCGUAUAAUUAUAUAAUAGUAGAAGUUUGAUACAUAUGUUUAUUUAGAGCAUUCGUCCAACUAUAUUGAACAAACUUGUACAUAAUCA
Messenger RNA from Halichondria panicea, 1721 nucleotides. RefSeq lists its product as uncharacterized. Bases 126 to 1475 code for a protein of 449 amino acids. Lineage: Eukaryota; Metazoa; Porifera; Demospongiae; Suberitida; Halichondriidae. The transcript has a single exon. The record is from RefSeq and is a predicted model, not a curated record.